CAAAGUGCACCACACAUUUCCGAUAGUUGGCUCUGUUUUUACCGUUGUGCGGCCGAAAACGAAACGUAGUUGUGAAACUGGCCCCACAAAAGCCACACGGUGAACAAUGUUAUUAAAUCUACACGAUAUGGCACAGCUGACCGACGGCCGGCGGUUAGGUUCCGUUCUGCUGUUCCUAUUAUUAGAUCUCCUGUUCGAUGGCGCAGAAACGGCUUCGCAGGCCGAAAUCGAGGGGCAUCUUGAGAUGGGUCGAGAUUUGCUUGCGCGUGGCCAGCUGUCGGAUGCGUUAACACACUAUCAUGCCGCCGUCGAAGGUGACCCGCACAACUACCUUACGUACUUUAAGCGCGGCACGGUUUAUCUCGCGCUUGGGAAGGCCAAAUUCGCCAUCAGCGAUUUUUCGCGCGUUCUCGAGCUGAAGCCGGACUUUACCGCGGCGCGUGCACAGCGAGGAUCCGUCUACCUCAAGAUGGGAGACUUUGACAAUGCGGAAACCGAUCUGAUGGUGGUGCUCCGGUUCGAUCCCCACAAUCCGGAUAUCAACGUGCAGUUCAGUCGCAUCGUGCCGGCCCGCGACCAGUGGCUACUGUGUUUGGACGUGAUGGAGCGCGGAGACUUUCCGACGGCGAUCGCGUUGCUAACCCAGCUGCUGGAAGUGUGCCCGUGGUCGGUGGAGAUACGGGAAGCCCGGGCGCAGAUGUAUCUGCGAGUCGGUGACCGAAUGGCCGCCGUCAGUGACUUCCGCUCGGUGAACCGUUUGUCGCACGACAGCACCGACGGGUACUAUCAGCUGUCACGCAUCCUAUACGACGUCGGUGAUUCCGGUGGGGCGUUGAAGGAGAUUCGCGAGUGCCUACGGUUGGACCCCGAACAUAAAGACUGUUUCCCUUUCUACAAGAAGAUUAAAAAGGUCGACAAGGUGUAUGCGGACGCACAGCAAGCGCAGGAAGAACAGCGGUACGGUGACUGUAUUGCAGCCGCUGAGAAGCUGGUCAAACUGGAACCGGACGUCCCAAUGAUCAAGUACAAUGGCAAACAGCUGCUGUGCAGUUGUCUCGUCAAAGAUGAACAGUUUUCUACGGCUGUGUCGCGAUGUCGGGAAGCGCUCGACAUCUACGCCGAUCCGGAGGUAAUGUGCGAUCGGGCCGAGGCACUGAUCGGUUCUGAAAUGUACGACGAAGCGAUCGCCCAGUAUCGGGAAGCGCUGGAAGUGAACGAUAACCUGCAACGGGCCAAGGACGGUAUCGAGCACGCGCAACGGGUGCAGAAGCAAGCGGAACGGCGGGAUUACUACAAAAUUCUGAGCGUCAAGCGAUCGGCCACGAAACAGGAAAUCGUCAAGGCGUACCGGAGGGCGGCCCAAAAGUGGCACCCGGACAACUUCCAGGGUGACGAAAAGAAGAUGGCCGAAAAGAAGUUUAUCGACAUUGCGGCCGCCAAAGAGGUGCUGACGGAUCCGGAGAAAAGGAAACAGUUUGACGCUGGGCAGGAUCCGCUCGAUCCGGAAGCGGGCCGAGCGAAUGGGUUCGGAGGCGGCAGUCCCUUCCAUCACUUCCACCACGGGUCCCCGUUCCAGUUUAAGUUCCACUUCUCGUAGGGAGGGGAGCACGGAACACUUCUUCGUGGCCUAUUCGAGGGCACAGUUCGAUCCUGGCUUGUAGCUGCUGUUUGUGACUGCCAAGCAAUAGGACAAUGACCUACAACCAACCUACAAAACUAAGCAAUCAGCACGCUCAGAAAAGCAAUGCGGAUCGUGAGCGGAAAUCGGUGGACUUUUGAGCCACGCAAGAGUGCCAGCUUUAAUUUACGUCCUCCUUACACUGUCGAUGUCGACCUGUUUCUCAGCAUCCAUUCCGAGAUCGACGAAAAGGUUCUCAGAGAACCAACGUGAACGUGAUAAGCGCAUUAAAUAACGCAACGGGAGAGAGCGCAAAACUUCAAGAUAUAGGCUCAGGAUCCGACACGUGAUGCUGGGAAAGGGAUAUGUGAGAGAUUACAGAAAUUGGCCGAUGUUCAAGGCGACCAAGAAGGACGAAAGUUGUUGUUUUAUAACCUUGCACUCUGCUACGCUGUACAAGCUAGUGACUGAACAGUUUGAUAGAAGAAGAGAGCGAACACACAAUGAAUAUGUAAAUAAUACUUAUGCUUUGUU
This is a messenger RNA of Anopheles cruzii, 2152 nucleotides long. RefSeq names its product dnaJ homolog subfamily C member 3 (gene P58IPK). NCBI's taxonomy places the organism in Eukaryota, Metazoa, Arthropoda, Insecta, Diptera, Culicidae. The coding region runs from base 107 to 1597 and encodes 496 amino acids. The record is from RefSeq and is a predicted model, not a curated record. Gene Ontology annotation, cellular component: endoplasmic reticulum. Gene Ontology annotation, biological process: protein folding in endoplasmic reticulum. Gene Ontology annotation, molecular function: protein-folding chaperone binding; misfolded protein binding. The transcript is spliced from 3 exons.